AUGAAUGUACCAGACGAGAAUUGGCUUCUCAUAAUCGAAGUAUUAGUUGAUGAUGAGCGACUCCGCGUCCAAGAUCUCUUGGGAAUAAGACUCGUUAACAAGCUGUUCUCCGACGAAAUAAUGAGUCGCUUAAUGGUGUCUCGACGUAUCGAAGAGCAUAUUUUCGACUCGCAGAUCCACUAUCGGCAUAACAAGUGGCGACAAUACCCACCUGAUAUCAUGCGAAGAUAUCUCCACCACAUGUUCAAAUGCUACCCGCAACCAAUUAGCAUAUGGAGCAUCUUGAUGAGACAGAUACUACCGGAUGAUGUCUCACAAUACAUGAAAGAGAAGGAAAAAGUUAUAGCUGACAAGCUAAUCGAUGCUUGGAUGUAUGGGAGCGGCCUAUCCUACAAUAUGCUCACUCCGAGGAAAAGCAUCGAUAGCGAAUACGCGAGGACCAUUGGACGCUCCUGCGAGACCUGUGGAAAGUUUCCUGGCUCAUGUUAUCUUCGCAACGAUCAUUGUGGAAAUGGCUCGUCGUGCCUCGAGGCCGGUCUUCUGGCCAGUGCUGUGAUUAGGGGAGAUGCCGUCGCACUGAAAAGGUUGAUAUACAUCGGUCUGGAUCUUGGGAUGUAUUGUGAGCGACUGGGUCUGACGCCCAUAUUCGUUGCGUUCAAGAGGGGAAAUGAGGCUAUACUGGAAACGUUUAUUGGCACCGAACAGUACAAUGACGGGGUCUGUCCGUGGGGAGGUUCCAGUAAGCUCCGCAUACUUUUGGGCAUCUUGGCCCACAGAGGCUGCAAAGUUGGACUUGAAAUGUGGAUGGAUUAUAACAUAUCGGAAAUCUGGGACUUGAGUCCCGAUAGAAUAUUUCGCUGUUUCGAUAUUGCCUUUCGACGGGCGGCAACGGCAGGAAAAGUGGAUAUUUUGGAGUAUAUUGAGGAGCUAUGCAACAUCAAACUCGAUCCCGAGCAGAUUCUCGAUAUUCUUUACGAGGUCAUUCCGACUGGGAAUGUCAAUACUGCAAGGUUAUGGGAUGGUUUGGAGAACCCUUGA
Molecule: messenger RNA, 1038 nt
Organism: Penicillium argentinense
Lineage: Eukaryota; Fungi; Ascomycota; Eurotiomycetes; Eurotiales; Aspergillaceae
Product: ankyrin
Exons: 3
Coding region: 1-1038 (345 amino acids)
Source: RefSeq, a predicted model, not a curated record